AUGCCUUUACAAGUUAAGGGCUUUCUUAAUAGGCCGAGGGCAAUUUUCCUGGCUGGGGAGGUCAUUACCGUCAAGGUCAUCAUUAAGAAUACUUCAAAGAAAAAUAUUGAAAAUAUUGCCUGGGGUAGUGUUCAGUUAGUAUCAGAAAGAACUUUCGGUGCACAAUCUAUAAUAUCUGAAAGACCUGCGACGGCAAUAUCGAAGAGUCCAUCAACUGUAUAUUCUUCUUUACCGCUCAUCCUCUUCUGUGAUCUGAACAUUGGUCCUGGAGAACAGAAACAGUUUAAGACGGAUAUAUCAAUUCCGGAAACCAUUCCUCCCUCCUUCAAAGGCUAUUUUGUGAAAUAUUUAAGUAAAAUUAGCAUAGCAGUUCAGCAUGUUCGUGAUCCUAUUAAGGUAAUGCACAUUCCUGUGAGAAUAAUCCCAUCUGUAACACUAGAUAUAAAACAGAGCCAGAAUGCCAAUCCUUUUGUUGCACCACCAAAUAACACUUUGUCGGAGUUGGUGUCGUCAGCAGUUGAUCAAAUGACAGCUCCAAGAAAGCCCCUCAAUUUCUGUAUGACGAACUCUGACGGAAAAGUAACAUUCCUAACGCUUUUCAAGAAAGUAUUCAGGCUAGGGGAAGAGAUAGUGGGCCAUCUCGAUUUUCGAGAUGCUGAUGUAAAUUGUGUACAAUAUUCUGUAGAUUUAGAAACUGUAGAGUCUUUGCCGGAAUCGGAUAGGGUUGAUGAAGACGACGAAGAAUUUGAAAUGCGUAAGAGCUCGCGGAGCAAAACAACCGUUCUAGCAUCUUGUCAAGACGUUUGUGCAUAUACAAAAGAUAGUGCAUUCCGGCUUUGUAUCCCAAUGCAUGCGAAUCCCACGUUUUUCACGGACAACGUUCACUUCAAGUGGCGUUUACGCUUCGAAUUCGUUACGAGUAAAAAUCUUAUUGAAGCCAAUUUAUACGGGUUAUCUUCGGCUCCAACAAAUAUAGAGGUUGAGACGGUUUCGUGGUCAGUUGAUGUGUUCGUUCUGCCUUGCUGUCCGGAAAACGUGUCUUUAACUGAUUUAGCAUAUUCAGGAGAAACGGGAAUGAUUUUGUGA
Messenger RNA from Auanema sp. JU1783, 1086 nucleotides. The record is from the annotation of a GenBank genome assembly. NCBI's taxonomy places the organism in Eukaryota, Metazoa, Nematoda, Chromadorea, Rhabditida, Rhabditidae.